This is a messenger RNA of Belonocnema kinseyi, 1065 nucleotides long. RefSeq lists its product as uncharacterized. Bases 1 to 894 code for a protein of 297 amino acids. Gene Ontology annotation, molecular function: acyltransferase activity, transferring groups other than amino-acyl groups. The record is from RefSeq and is a predicted model, not a curated record. NCBI's taxonomy places the organism in Eukaryota, Metazoa, Arthropoda, Insecta, Hymenoptera, Cynipidae. The transcript is spliced from 4 exons.
AUGGGUACUGAUAUUUUGCUCCCCUUGGCUCUUGAAAAAUGGCCAAUACUGACAGAAACAUUAAAAAAAGAUUGGCCUUUUUAUGCACAAUAUUACUAUUUCGUUCAAACUGCCAUUAAGUGGAAGUCAAAAGAACCAGUUUUGCCGCAGCAAAUUUAUUGCCCAGGAGGUGAUCCUAAAUCUGGAAUUUUAGUUGCGAUAUUUUCUUUUGCAGAAAAUUAUGUGCUUCUUUUUGCCCACGAGGGCUUCGAAGGACUUUUACACAAGGCUGUAACAGAAACUAAAAUUAUUCAAUGGACCAAAGGUGUUUACUUCCCAGCCGUUAAUUCUCGCAUUAUUCCGACAGUUUACUCUAUUAUUGAGACUUUAAAACAAACAAUUGGGAUAGAAAUAGAAUGGAAUUCUCCCGGAAACUGUUUCUUCAAGUCUAAAGAGGAAUGCGCUGCUGUCCAAGUUAGGGUGCCUGAAGGAUGCUGUUUGGACAGAGUCGACGAAUCGCACGUGCCUCUAAUCCAUUCUUUGUGGCCUCUUCGAGACAAGGAACACCCAGAAACAACAACGAAGAUUAUCAUGACAAUAGUGAGAUUAAAUGGAGGAUGUGGACUAUUUUCAAGAGAAAAUAACGAACUCCUCUCCUGGGCUUUGCAAUCAGAAUUAGGUGCACUCAGUAUAGUUCAGACAAUUGAAAAAUGCAAAAGAAAGGGCUAUGCAAAAGUAGUUGUAAAUGCCUUUGCAAAAGAAUUAGCAGAGAAUGGAGUAGAUUCGUUUUUAUAUAUAAUUAGAGAAAAUUUGGUUUCCGAAACAAUGUUUAAAUCCUUGAAUUGGAAACUAAACCAUCGAUAUUAUUGGAUAAAAAUGACAGUGUCCAGAAGUAAAAUAGAUCUAAAAAAUUAAAAAUCUGGAUUAAACUUCCGAACAGUGCAUACCCGAAAUUCUGUACAACCCAUGAAUACUAACGUGUUCUGAGUAUUGAUUCUGAUAUAUUUGAAAUAUUUUAAAAAUAUAUUUGGUAAUAUUUCCGAAAUUAUUGAAAUCUUUGUGAAAUCAUGUAAAUCUAUCCGAAAU